Botrytis cinerea B05.10 is the source of this 1426-nucleotide messenger RNA. RefSeq lists its product as hypothetical. The transcript has 8 exons. The record is from RefSeq and is a predicted model, not a curated record. Lineage: Eukaryota; Fungi; Ascomycota; Leotiomycetes; Helotiales; Sclerotiniaceae. Bases 132 to 1172 code for a protein of 346 amino acids. Gene Ontology annotation, molecular function: hydrolase activity, hydrolyzing O-glycosyl compounds. Gene Ontology annotation, biological process: glucan catabolic process.
GAUACUCGAAGUAUUGUGGAUUUGUGACACGAAUUUGCUGGCCAGAAUCAGUUCAACUUGAAAAUAAUUUUCUUGGAUCUCGAGCAAGUUGCUUGUAUUCUAGUCAAUUGAGUUAUUAAAGAUUCAUUGCUAUGAUGUCACCUCACUUAUUAUUCUUCACUUUCUGGCUAUUGUGCGUAGGUAUCAGAGCACAUCCCAAACAGUGGUACAAUUUGGAUUCGAAAUAUGAAGGAACGACUUUUUUCAGUGGAUGGCAAUUUUUCACUGAUCUAGAUCCCACUCACGGUUAUGUUACAUAUGUCGACGAGGAGGUUGCGAGGACAAAUCAACUCAUCAAUACAAACAAUUAUGGACCAGUAUAUAUGGGAGUCGAUCAUACUACUUAUUUGGAUCCUGCUGGCACAGGACGAAAAAGUGUGCGCAUAAUGAGUCAGAAAUCAUGGACACAUGGAUUGUUUAUUGCAGAUAUUUUGCACAUGCCUGGUGGAACUUGCGGUACCUGGCCAGCUUUUUGGUUGCUUGGCCCAGACUGGCCGAAUAAUGGGGAAAUUGAUAUCAUCGAAGGCGUCAAUCAACAAAUUGACAACAUAAUGACUCUCCACACCUCGGCAAAUUGUACCAUGCCAAACGAGGACACUGCACAACUAGGUACGAUGAAUAGCAACCAAUGUGAUGGCACUUUGAACAACUAUGCCGGCUGCGGCUCAACAGCUCAAGCCGGAGCCUCCACCUACGGUGAAUCCUUCAACUCCAAUGGUGGCGGCAUCUAUGCCACGGAAUGGACCUCAGAUCAUAUCAAAAUCUGGUUCUUUCCUCGAAAUGCGAUACCGUUUGAUAUCAAAAGAGGAACCCCAGAGCCCAGAUUCUGGCCAAAGCCUCAAGCAAUCUUCCAAGGUUCCUCGUUCUGUAACAUUGACAAUCAUUUCGCAAAUCAGAGCUUAGUAUUUGAUACUACCUUUUGUGGAGACUUUGCAGGAGGUGUUUGGGCGAAUGAUGGUGGGAUCUGCAGCCAAGGAGGAGAUUUGACUUGCGAACAAUUUGUGGCGGAAAAUCCGGACGCCUUUAAAGGCAGCUACUGGUUGAUUAACUCCGUUAAGGUUUACCAACUAGGAAAGCACCCAAUAGAUCUACGCAAGGCUGCAAGCACGAGUACAGAUACACUUGAAGCUUGAAUCUUGAAGCCACUUCAAGAAUUGAAAAUGUCUGGUCUUAUUAUAAGCUCCACUAGUAAAGCUUCUACACUCUAUUGAUCAAAGAGCUCAGAAUACAAGAGCACACACUUUUAUUUUCCAACACUGCGAUAAGAAACCAGUCCAAUUUACAGCAUUCAGGAUUAUAGUAAAUAUUUAAAAUUGAACCGACGUCGCUGCCUAAAUUUUUUUGCAUCUUUCUAUUUUGAAUGUGUUUAAAGCUUCAACUGCUCUCA